AUGCCUAAUCAAAUGACCAAAGACGACUCCGCUCGCAUCCAGAGCUCCGAAGCCAAGUCCGGCAACGACACCGCCUUCGCCUCCUGCGCGCAAUCCGCCGGCGAAAAAAAUGCCAGUGCAAAUGCAGCUGGAAAUGCUUCCUCCCAUCAGGGUUUGGGAAAUGCUGCUGGAGCGGGGGUGGGAGAGAAGUCCGGUGGUGGCCCGGGUGGGAAUCAGGCGAAGAAGUAG
Molecule: messenger RNA, 228 nt
Organism: Saxophila tyrrhenica
Lineage: Eukaryota; Fungi; Ascomycota; Dothideomycetes; Mycosphaerellales; Extremaceae
Exons: 2
Coding region: 1-228 (75 amino acids)
Source: RefSeq, a predicted model, not a curated record